Messenger RNA from Haliotis rubra (blacklip abalone), 1632 nucleotides. Its product is annotated as tyrosine-protein kinase RYK-like. Gene Ontology annotation, biological process: axonogenesis; multicellular organism development; cell surface receptor protein tyrosine kinase signaling pathway. Gene Ontology annotation, cellular component: signaling receptor complex. The transcript is spliced from 12 exons. Gene Ontology annotation, molecular function: ATP binding; protein kinase activity. The coding region runs from base 64 to 1617 and encodes 517 amino acids. The record is from RefSeq and is a predicted model, not a curated record. NCBI's taxonomy places the organism in Eukaryota, Metazoa, Mollusca, Gastropoda, Lepetellida, Haliotidae.
UAUGUCAAUAGUGCCAGAAUCGAUGUGAGUGAGAGAGGCUGUUUUAGCGAAUAUUCAUGGAAAAUGCCGCCCUCCUUGGUGAUCCUAGGGGGUUUGGUGUUCCUGGGAUGUUUCAGUGUUUCCAUGUCCUACCUGAAUCUGUAUAUGGACGCCGCGGAGACUUUACGAUUGUUGGGCAUAACUGCGGAGUUGUAUUAUGUGAGAAAUGGCAUCAUCAAUAACUACGCCCUGACCUUCAACUUGCCAUUGCCGCCAGACAUUGACGAAAUCUACUUCACAUGGCAGAGACUGCGAGAACAACCAGCAAUGUUUUACAGAAUGAAGUUCACAGUGCUUCACGACCGGGCUCUGAUGCUGCCCGAGGCCAAUAUAUCUAAUGAAGGACAGGUGCCCAGCACAUUGUCAGUGUUCCAGGUUCGUCUACCCUGUACAGGUGAGAUGAGCGCCCAGGUAGACGUCAUCAUACAGAUGAACAUCAGCAUAUUCUCAGCAUCUAAUCUCACAGUACUCAACUUCAAGAGGCGGAAAACGUGCAUCAAAGUGACCGAUGGCGCCUAUGUGAGAGACUACCCAUUCACACAGGGAGAUGAGGACUAUGUGGAAGCAGAGGAUCGAGUUGGCAGCCUAACGACGUCGACACAUAUUUUCUAUAUAGCAGUGGGAUGCGCCUGUGCAAUUAUUCUCCUGAUUGCGUUAGCAGUGGCAGUUUACUACCUUAAUUCACAGAAGAGCAAUGACAGGUACACUAAAAGGAUGAACUAUUAUGACAGCAGCAGCUCUCAAGCUCUUACUGCCCAAAGUCAGACGUUUCUCCGCCCUGACACGCCAAACAAUGCAAGUGGGGCAGGUCUCCCCAACUUUAGGCGAGGUAUCUCCCCCGUCACGGAGCUGAAGCCCACAGACAUCAAGUCCGUGUUGAGUGAGAUUGCUGUGGAGAGGAAGAGGAUAGCACUGGGGGAACUUCUCCUCGAGGGUACCUUUGGACGUAUCUACCUGGGGACGUUGAUUGGUGAAGAUGAGAAUGAAGUCAGCAUGGAACAAGAGGUUUACAUAAAAACAUUAACAGACCAGGCCCGAGGAGACCAGGUGCAGGUGUUCCUGACAGAGAGCUGUAUGUUGAAGGGUUUCAUCCAUCCGAACAUCAACCCCGUGAUCGGGGCGUGUGUGGAGGGGGAGAGUCAGCCCUUCUUGGUUUACCACUACUCUAAUGAGGGCAAUCUGAAAAAGUUCCUCCUCAAGUGUCGGAUGUCGGAGUGUGGGUCUCGAUAUACUCUUUCAACACAACAACUUGUAUAUAUGGCCAUACAAAUCAUACGCGGCAUACAGUACUUACAUCGGAAAAAAAUAAUUCACAAAGAUAUAGCUACGAGGAAUUGUGUUGUGGACGGCGACUUUGUUGUGAAGUUGACGGACAACUCCCUGUCACGUGAUGUAUUCCCCAGUGAUUACACGUGUCUGGGAGACAACGAGAACCGCCCGGUCAAGUGGCUAGCAGUGGAGGCGCUGUUGGAGAGGAGGUUCUCCCCCGCCAGCGAUGUGGUAGGUUGGAGAUGUGGAGGUGUGGUAGGUUACUGUGGAGGUGUGGUAGGUUACCGUGGAGAUGUGGAGGUAUGGUAAGAUACUGUGGAGGUG